This is a messenger RNA of Hydra vulgaris (swiftwater hydra), 2277 nucleotides long. Its product is annotated as tyrosine kinase receptor Cad96Ca. Gene Ontology annotation, cellular component: plasma membrane; signaling receptor complex. The record is from RefSeq and is a predicted model, not a curated record. Gene Ontology annotation, molecular function: ATP binding; transmembrane receptor protein tyrosine kinase activity. Gene Ontology annotation, biological process: positive regulation of kinase activity; protein phosphorylation; multicellular organism development. NCBI's taxonomy places the organism in Eukaryota, Metazoa, Cnidaria, Hydrozoa, Anthoathecata, Hydridae.
AUUUAAAGUAACACAAUCUAUAUCAUAAAAUAAUUUAUUAUUUUGUGUAAAAGAAAAAAGAAAAAGUAUGAAUUUAAAGUUUCUUUUACUUUUUUUGAAUAUAAUACCUGCUUUUACCGAUGUUGGUUUCAUAUAUAGUACAAAAAAUGCAACAUUUAAAGAUUGGGAACUUCAAAAAAGUGGAAAUUUUUCAUCACAGGUUUUUAAAAAUGAUGCUAACUGGAUAUCAUUGGAUUUUCAAAAUACAAGUAUUCAAUUCUACUACCUGCUGAGUCCACUAAUUGAUCUUCAGUCUAAAUGGAUGACUACCUCUACAUUUCAAAUUCAAACGGAAAAUGACAAGACUUUUUUGUGCCCUAAUUGUUUUGGAUUUGCUCAACAAAAAUAUUUGCAGAUACCGUUGAAUAGAGAAGCAAUGAAUUAUACAAUAUAUAACAGCAGCUCUAAAGAUAAUCUUAUCUUUACUAGUUCCUUUAAUGAGCAAAACUUGUCAUAUGCCUACUUUGGACUCUUGUUAAACAUAUCAGCAAUUUUGAAUAUGAAUUUAACUACAUUAAAUGUGACAUUGUUCAAUAUUUCUUAUAUAUACUGUUCUGCAACUGUUUAUGGUUUAGCUUACUAUGACAUAUCUCAAGUUACAAAUUCAAAUUUGGAUUAUUUUAUUACUAAUGGAAGUUGUUUAUCAAAUUCAGAGCCUUCUCCAACAAAUUCAACUUUGCAAAGAUAUUGUGAUUCGGGUGGGAAAUCAAUAUUUUUUGGUGAGUGCUUUUGCUCAGCAGGAUAUCAGUUGAAAAAUGGAAAUUGCAUGGAAGAGAAUAUAUCUUCAGUUCCUAUUGCUACAAUUGUUGGAAGUUUGUCUGGAAUUUUAUUUUUUGUUCUUGCGGUUGGUUAUUGUUUGCAUCAAGAAAAAAGAAGAAAAAUUGAGAUUGUAGUUGAGCAAAAGAUAGUUGAUGAACAGGCUUUGAAAGAAAAACACAUAAAGGAGAUGUUAGAGAAUACAAAAAAUGCAUAUUUGCCUAUUGAUGCAGCAAUAAUACAGUCAUGGACUACUUUUGGAGAAGAGGAGCCUCUAUAUCUAGAAAUACCAAAUAGUUACAAUUAUCAUUAUUCAGAUUUAAUUAUUAAAGAGAAAAUCGGUGAAGGUCAUUUUGCUAUAAUACAUAAAGCAAUAGCUGUUAAUAUUUGUGGACACAAAGGGAACUCAACCGUUGCUGUUAAAGAAUUAAAAAAUAAUUGUAGUACUGCAGAAAAAGAAGAUUUUGAAAAUGAAUUAGAAAUUAUGCAAGAGUUAAGCUCUCAUCCAUAUAUUGUCAAAUUGUUGGGAAUAUGUACAGCUCCGCAUUGCAUCAUUCUUGAAUAUGUUCCUGGUGGAGAUUUGCAAAGUUGUUUGCUGAAAUCAAGGAAGUACCGAAACGCAACAGAAAUGAUUGAAGGUUCUUAUCUUACCUCAUACUACUUGCUUUUGUUUGCAUAUCAGAUUGCUUCAGGAAUGAUAUACCUAUCUGAAAAAAAGAUUGUUCAUCGUGACCUUGCAUGUAGGAAUAUUUUGGUUGGUUAUGGUAGAGUUUGUAAAGUUGCUGAUCUUGGAUUAGCGAGACGAUUGGAUAAAAAUGGGAUUUGUAGAAGAGAAAAACAGGUUCUUCUUCCAUUAAAAUGGUUAUCACCUGAAUCGAUCAAACAUGGAUUGUUCUCAAUUAAAAGUGAUGUAUGGUCAUUUGGUAUUUUACUUUGGGAAGUGAUCACUAUAGGUGGUAUACCAUAUCCUGAGUUCCGUUCCGAAGAUAUACCUAAACUACUUUUAGAAAAUAAAUAUCGAAUGCCUAAGCCAGAACAUUGUAGACAAGAAGUUUAUGAUAUUAUGCUAUCGUGUUGGCAGGAAGAUGAAAACUGUCGACCAACAUUCUUCCAACUUGCAGAAUCACUUAAUACAAUGAAAGAUGAUAAAAUUUACGUGAACUUAGAUCAAUAUGACGAGAAUGCUUACGCUUCGUUUGGUGAAGAUGAUAAUACAACAAUGAUGGCCGAUUUCAUGUUUAAUGACCAAAACUGCGUUGUCGAAAAUUCAACAAAAUUUUCUGAAAUUUAAUUUUAAACUUAAAAUCGGAAACUCUUUAGUUUUUCAGUUAAAAGAUUUUCUUCGAAUAUGAAACUUGGAAUUGAUAGAUUUUUACUUUUUACAAGUUUAUUUUUCAAGUUGUUAUGUAUUCAUAGAUGUAUUGAACUUGUUACGUCAGGAUUAUUUAUAUUAUUAAGAUAAAAUGUUUGUUUUUUUGUAUA